AUGCAGCUGGGCUAUCCAAUCGAAAAGCCAUUCAACACUGGCUUGGUAGAGGACAGCUAUUGUGGAUACGUCUCAAAGCUCAAGGAGAGUGAGAAGUUGCUGAUGAUACCAAUUUUCCGUGCGUCUUCGGUUUCACACCACGACGCCACACUUUCUGGUUUCUUGCCAUAUUCUGAUCGCACACACACAGAUUAUUACCAUCAUUCUUGCGUCGACCCAUCCGCCGUCAUGUGGUAUACCAAAGACUCUGAAAACCAAGCUCCGAUCAAAGAGGCGGCCGAGUUACUGACCAACAAGAAACUGUCUAGAGGACUGGAGCAAAGAUACUGUGCUGAGCAUUUCUACAACAACGCACGAUACGUGCAACUAGCACCGGAAGAAGAAGCUCCCGGUGACAAAAAGUUGAAGCUACUGAGAGGGAUCCUCGACGACUUGAGAAAGAAGCAAAGAACCUGUCGGCGAGAUGACUUUGACUACUACGACGAGUUCAUGGUGCGCAUGUACCAGAUGUAUCCUCGAGUCAUCUACGCACACAGAGAAUGGGAAGUGAUGUAUGAUUGUGGUGCGGAAGAUGUCAAGUCUGCUAGCCAAAUGUUUGCCCGCUUUCAAGACACGAGAACCUGGUUGGAUGGCCUGGACUCACUCUCCUAUGUAGAUGGAGGCGUGUCGCCAAUGCGCCUGCCCAUCCAUGAGCACGAGCCUAUCGAAGAGUAUACAGAAGAAGACCCCCCCAGUUCGCUUCCUCCAGCAGCUUCUUCGUCUAGUCAAACGGGACACAGAGUCGAAGUCUGCGAGCUUGGAAGUUCAAACGGCCCUACGACAGAUGACCUCGGCACAUCUUUGCCUACUGGAUCCAUGUCAUCGCCUACAGCAACAUCAAAGACUAUCUCACGCAGCGGCUCUUUCGUUCCAGCCAGAACUUCAACCAUGACCACAAGUCCGCCCAACACAACCACCCAGACUCUGGAGGCCAGAGUCCUCAGCCUUGAGCAGCAGAUGCAUGAUUUACAAAUUUCGGAGAACAAGGAGGUGAUGGAAGAUGCGGAGAUGAAGAAGGAAAAGAAGCGCAACGCAAGCAUGGCCAAUGGAGAUGAUGCAGACGCGCUCGAGCUGAGGAUUACCCAACACAAUUUCGAUGAUGCCAAAAGCAAGUUACAGGAUGCUCAACGAGAGGUACAAGAGGCGCUCUACGUGGCUGAGGUCGCGAAAAUCAAGCUGGAGGCGGCCGAGCUCGACAACAUCCACGCUGCGGCCAAGCUUGAACUCAGCAAGCGUUUGGUGACUGUCGCUUCACAACGCGGUUAA
This is a messenger RNA of Aureobasidium melanogenum CBS 110374, 1305 nucleotides long. RefSeq lists its product as uncharacterized. NCBI's taxonomy places the organism in Eukaryota, Fungi, Ascomycota, Dothideomycetes, Dothideales, Saccotheciaceae. The coding region runs from base 1 to 1305 and encodes 434 amino acids. The transcript has 4 exons. The record is from RefSeq and is a predicted model, not a curated record.